UCCGCCGUCGGUGACUCCUCGCAGAGGAGGCAGCAGAGUCGGGAUCUCUUCAGCCUCCGUGCUGACGGCCAGAACAACCAACGAUUGGCUUUAAAAUGAGCCGUUCUCUGUGUUUAUGAAGUCUCCCCUUCGAAAGAGCCUCAUUUAGAUGCAUUGCCAGAACAUCCCCCCUCAACAGAAUAUGACAUCAUGCCAAGGGACCCCGCUAGAGACCUCGUGAUAGAUGGCGUGUUGGCAAGAGUCCCUGCAUCUCCAAAUUAACUGGCGGAGCAGUCUGUGCAGCAUGAAAAGCUUUUACCUGCUGCAUUAGAAGGAGCAGAACGGGGCAGCUGUAAUUAAGAUCAGAUGAAUGGUAUCAAUCUGCACAACUCAAUGCCCCCAACAGAUCACCAUGGCUGCUGCUGAGAACACCAGUGUUUUCCCCGGGGCAGCCCGCUGUACCAACUGCAGCUCCUUCGCCCACCCGAGGGUGGAUGUGGCCAAGGCGGUGGUUUUAGGGCUGGUGCUCGUGCUGUUUGUCGUGUUCGGGGUCCUUGGCAACAUCCUGGUCAUCCUGUCGGUGAUGCUCCACCGGCACUGGCGCUCCGUGACGCAUUACUUCAUCGCCAACCUGGCUGCGGCGGACUUGCUGCUCAGUUCCGCCGUCCUGCCCUUCUCCGCCACCUCGGAGGCCCUGGGCCGAUGGGUGUUCGGCCGCACCUUCUGCAGCGUCUGGGCCGCUCUGGACGUCCUGUGCUGCACCGCCUCCAUCCUCAGCCUGUGUGUGAUCUCCAUAGACCGCUACCUGGCUGUCAGCUACCCUCUGCGCUACCCUGCCAUGGCCACAGGGCGACGGGGCCUGGCGGCGGUGGCGGCUCUCUGGGGGCUCUCUGCAGCCAUAUCUGUCGGCCCCCUGUUUGGCUGGAGGGAGCCCGAGCCAGAAGACGAGUUGGUGUGCCGCAUCACGGAGGAGCCCGGCUACGCUUUGUUCUCGGCACUGGGGUCCUUCUACAUACCUCUGGCCAUCAUCCUGGCCAUGUACUGCCGGGUGUACACUGUGGCGAAGAGAGAGACGACGACGCUCCGGAAGAGCAGCGAGGGGGGGGGCGUGGAGACGGAAGGGGUGAUGCUGAGGAUACACAGGGGGAACGCUGCUCAGACGGGGAAGCCCGAGGGGGGCGACGAGGGGGCUGCACCACAUAAACGCAGCACCUUUUCGCUGCCAAGGCUGCUGAGGUUCUCAAGAGAGGAGAAGGCCGCCAAGACUCUUGGAAUUGUUGUCGGGUGCUUUAUUCUGUGCUGGCUCCCUUUUUUCCUGGUUUUACCCAUCGGAUCAAUCUUCCCGUCCUGCAAGCCUUCUGAAACCAUCUUCAAGAUCACCUUCUGGCUGGGAUACCUCAACAGUUGUAUCAACCCUAUCAUCUACCCAUGCUUCAGCCGGGAGUUCAAGAAAGCCUUCCACCACGUGCUCCGCGGACGCUGCCUGAGAACUGGGCUGCCAUCUGCCAAACCACAGGGACACAUCGCCACCCACUCCUCCAAUUUGGGUCCUACGCCCAAUACGCGCGACGUCCCGGCCCAAAGCCACGUCACUCCAUCCUGGUGGGGUUGCUGUGGGCCGCUGUCGACCUCCUCGUCAUCGGCCUGUUGUCCGGAUCGGGCUCAAGUCCCGAGAAGGAGUCUGCUGAAGGCGUGGUGUCUCUCGGCAAGUGGAACGCCGGUACCGCAGAACCCUUCCGGACACGAGUCGGCCAAGGUCUUACGCCUUUCUCUCGGCGUGACAGGAGAGGCUGUUUGAUCCGCGUGAUGAUGCUACGGUGGAAUAUUUUAGCCUCCCGCCUUGUGUUUCAUGGAACCUCUUUUGCAUGCAUAUUGAAAUCCCCCGGAGGCGUCGCGAUGCAUUCCGACUCGGUGACAUUUGCUUCCAGAGCAGGGAGACGAUAACUCUGUUGCCUACAGGCUUUAUGGCGGUGUAAAUGCCUGGAGUGUCAAAAGGUAUGGCUUGGGGAAGUGAAUGAGUAAUAUUUCGCCUUCGCUAAAUAACCUGCUCUCGACAAAGAGGCCGGAGCAGUACGUGUCAAAGACUUUUAAAUAGGAGCUACUUAGUGAUCAACAGGAGGAAGGUUGUGAGGUGUGAGCCCACCGUCUUUGGACCAAAAGUGCAUUGAAUGCAAGAAUGGACACACAGCUGGCAGGGAUCUCUGUCUGCACUUGAAAGCAAAUACAAUUGAUAACAUAAUCUCAUUGAAAUGGCAUCUUAACAGAACUCCAGAGACCUGAUAUCUUUAAACAUGAGUGGUAUUCCUGCAGAUUGUACAAAAGCCCUAAAGGGGCGAGACAUUCUUAAAUUGUAUGCUAAUCUUGCAAACACUGACAGCUCUGAGAUGGUAUUUUCUGUUUUACACGUGUGAACUCUCAUAACUAAAAUAAAUGUGUAAAAAAAACAGUUGGGAAUUAUUGGAGGGGAGAGACAUUCAGUGGUUAUUUGGAUGUGAGAUAAAUACCAGGGCAACCUCGUGGUACAGUGCAGUCCAACUUUUGUUGAGGCUGCAUCAAAGAUGCGUUAAAUCCACUUUUAAUGUUUGACAUGGCAGCUUGUGGUGCUGCUGAAUAAAUGAACAGGUGUUGGAUGGU
This is a messenger RNA of Gasterosteus aculeatus aculeatus (three-spined stickleback), 2613 nucleotides long. RefSeq names its product adrenoceptor alpha 1Ab (gene adra1ab). Gene Ontology annotation, biological process: adenylate cyclase-activating adrenergic receptor signaling pathway; positive regulation of cytosolic calcium ion concentration; cell-cell signaling. The record is from RefSeq and is a predicted model, not a curated record. Gene Ontology annotation, cellular component: plasma membrane. Gene Ontology annotation, molecular function: alpha1-adrenergic receptor activity. NCBI's taxonomy places the organism in Eukaryota, Metazoa, Chordata, Actinopteri, Perciformes, Gasterosteidae.